Haliotis rubra (blacklip abalone) is the source of this 5039-nucleotide messenger RNA. Its product is annotated as signal transducer and activator of transcription 5B-like. Lineage: Eukaryota; Metazoa; Mollusca; Gastropoda; Lepetellida; Haliotidae. The transcript is spliced from 21 exons. The record is from RefSeq and is a predicted model, not a curated record. Gene Ontology annotation, molecular function: RNA polymerase II cis-regulatory region sequence-specific DNA binding; DNA-binding transcription factor activity, RNA polymerase II-specific. Bases 270 to 3203 code for a protein of 977 amino acids. Gene Ontology annotation, biological process: cell surface receptor signaling pathway via JAK-STAT; regulation of transcription by RNA polymerase II; defense response.
GAAUCGAAAGUCGGGGAAUCCCCCGGUUCUUGUAACUCGGUCCCAGAUACCAGGAAACCGUUAAUGGUUUGUUUCGGAGAACCUCAAAUCGACAUUUCGGUGUAGGAGGCAGAAAUAUUCAGACAUAGUGUGACUCGAACGGCGAUAUCUCUAAGAUAUACUUGAGUUGGUUCAACAAAACAAAUACAGUGAGCUGCUGGUGAACUGGGAGUCUAUGCUGCGUUCGUGUUGGCUGUAACAGCAGCGUCCUCGCCAGACACAUUGUGGCAAUGUCGUGGCAAGAGAUCAGAGAACAGCUUCAGCAGAACUUGGACCAACCUCUUAGCAACCAACUAUGUCAGCUGUACAACCAACUACACAUACCGAUGAUUAUACGCCGCAAGUAUGCUCGCUGGUUCGAGGACAAUAUCUGGCCGGACGUGAUGGAGGAGCAGAAGGCGUGCCGGCUGUACAAGGAGCUGAUGAACUUCAUGUCAGAUGACAUCGAGACACUGAAAGAGGACCAGGAUCAUGUUCUGGAGGCCGUGGAGAUCGCCCACGCCAAGAUGAAGAUCAAGGAGUCCUUUGGCCAACACCCGACAGAAUUUUUAAAAGCUGUCAUUCAUGCUUUGGAUGACGAAAAGAAGAUCAUCUCAGGCUAUAAGGUGCAGGUGAAGAUGGAGGAAGAAGUAGAGGAGGAGGUUGCCAUCCAUGACAUCUUCAGCCCUCAACUUGAAGAUAUGCGGAGAGAAAUUGAGAACCUGGAACAGCUGGCUGCAACAGCCAACAACCAUCUCUCAGUGGCGAAACAAAAGAAGGAAGAUAUGUUAGAAGAUAAAGACUUUGACUAUUCUGUUGUCCUCAGCCAAAUGGGAGGAACUAUCAACCAGGAACAGUUGUAUAACAUGUUUACUGAGAAACAGAAUGAGACAAAGCGAAUAAUUGAAGAGAACAUUGUUUCUUUCAAUGGAAACAGACAGAUGGUACAGGUGACGCUCCGGAAAAAGCUUGAGGACCUACAGCUCCUUCAUACACAGAUUCUAGAGAAGGUCUCAGAGUUCAAGCACCAACAGAAGUUGGCGUUUGUCCGGGCAGCGGUCAAACCUCGGAUUGAAGAAGUUGAAAAAUGGUGCGGAAACCUUGGUAACGUGUGCUGGAAGCUGUUCCAGCUGACCAACAGUCCUGAGUUCCGUGAGGUCAUCUCAACAUCACUGCAUUCUGUGGAAGAAAUGGAACAAAAGGUGGCGCCCUCUAUCGCAGCGGAGGACAACGCAGAAGUGGAGGCAAUGAUCAGGAAAUUGCGUGGCAUGUUCAAAAAGCUGCUGGAGGAAACCUUCAUCGUGACGACGCAGCCCCCAGAAGUGCUGAAGAUGGUUGGUGCCAGAAACAAGGGAACUAGUCGGGAGUUCCAUACUUCGGUCAGCAUCCUGGCUCUCAGCUACCUUCAGAUAGAGCAGAUUUCCUCAAACGUUGUCGCAUCCUUCUUUGCGGAGACAGACAUUGGCACUUAUAAGCGCAAGAAGCAAGUCAGUUGUUCCCUCCAAAACAAUGAAGCCCAGUUUAAAGCCACAGGAUCCAGACCCGAGGCUUGUUUCAAUGAACUCAAGGUGAAGGACUUCAGUCGCAUGAAGGAGAACGAUGACAGCCGGGUCUCAAAACAGUUUUAUCGUGUGACCUUCAGCACCAAGGUCACUCUGCAGAGUGAAUGGAUCUUCGACCUUGAGACAAUGUCCCUGCCCAUCAUCAUCAACACAGGCAGCAACCAGGCGUGUGAGGCCCUGGGGUCCCUCCUGUGGUACUGCUACAACACAGACGAUGUGUACCACAACUUCCAGCAACCGUUUCCAAAUGAUCUACCCCUAGACAAGGUGCUGGACAUGUUGAGUUGCUGCCUCCGGACCAUCAGCCCCCGGGACCUGCAGGAGGACGAGCGACGGUUCCUCGGGGAGAAACUCACAGGGAAGUCCAUCAAGAAGACCAGUCCGGGUGAGGGACUCACCGUCAAGUUCUCUCAGUUCUGCGUGGUGAGUCUAUCUAGCAAGAUGAACAUCAACAAAGACAAGAACGUGGAGUUUUCUUUCUGGAAGUGGUUCCAGGCUGUCAUGAACCUCAUUGAGAAGUACCUCCUUGAACCGUGGAAGGAUGGUAAAAUCAAAGGCUUUGUGAGCAAAACCAGUGUGCGGAAGAAGCUGAUGACCCAGAGACAUGGAACCUUCCUGAUCCGAUUCUCUGAGUCCUGUGUGAACGGCGACCAUCAAGACGUCACAGGGGGCAUUGUUGUGGCUCUCAAAUAUGAAGACACUGUGACCUUUUCACCACCUCGAACGGAGGUACAUCUCUCCAAGAACAGCCUGGCAGACAUCUUGAGGUCAUUCAUCAACCAGAAGAACGGAGAGGCCUUGCUACAAACUCUCUUCCCCCACAACAAAGAUCGUGAGGCAUCAUUUAAGAAGUACAGCACGAUUCCAGUGGAGAAGAAGAACCAGCAGUACAACUCGGGCUAUCCGGGGUGGAUCACACUCAUGGGACUUGAUCUCAGCUUCAGUAAAAUGAACAUGACCGAGCAUCAGAACGCGUAUGGCGGUGACGGUGGCGACAUGGACAUCUGGACCGUGUCGUCAACAUGUCAGAGCCCAGGGCGACACACAUCUCGGGGCGGACCAGUGAGGGUCAAGAAGCGGCGAUGUGAUGAUUCUCCGGGGAGUUCCACAUCCAUGCAGGAUGGAGGGAACCAGAUGUCCACAGCCUACUAUCAGAAUGGAUUCUCCAACAGCGAGAACUCCAACAGCAGUGGCGGCAACAUCCCUCGCUUUCUGUCUACGACAACUAGCCAGUCUACAGCAUAUAACCAACCCUCUCAUCUUGUGCAAGAUGUUGAGCAAUUCUGUAACAACUUUGGAAUGCCGCUUGCGAGCACAACUCAGACUAUCAAUAGCACCAGCAUGAACUGGUCGUCGGUCCCUAUCCAAAUGCAGAAUGGAAGUCCGGAGUUUAGUGAGGGCACUCCGAGUCAGAGUCCUUCUUCAACUGUGUCAGAUUACGAUCAAAACAAUCUUUCUCCUGAUCUCCGCGACAUUCAGCCUUCGCUCCCAAUGAGCGCCUUCAACCAUACUCAAGGUCGAGGUCAACCCGAUCCUGUAAACACCCAAGGUUUCAUGGACCUUCUCCAGAACGGCCCCAUAGAAGAACAACCAUGGCAGGUGCCGAUGGGUCUUGUUGAUUGAGGGAAUGCAUUGUUCUAUUGUUUCUAUCAUGCUUGUUUCAGAGAUAUUGUACAGUGUCAAUAAAUGAACUACGACAAAGUGAAGAAAAAUUGUCCCUUGUUAAUUUCCACCAUUUGUGUUUUGGCCGGUGAUUGGUCUUGUUGACUACAGGAAUGCAUUGUUGUGGCGUUAAUCAUGUUUAUUUCAGAGAUGUUGCACAGUGUCAAUAAAUGAACUACGACAAGAUUAAGAAAAAUUGUCCCUUUGUCAAAUUCCACCACUUGUGUUUUGGCCGGUGAUUGGUCUUGACUGAAGGAAAUCAUUGUUGUGGCGUUUCUAUCAUGUUUGUUGUACAGUGCUCACCAAUGAAUUACGAAAAGAUUAAGAAAAACGGUCUUCUUUUUCAAUUUCCAGAAGUUGUCUUAUGUGUGUGUGUGCAGUCUUUCAACAGUGUUGAUUCUGAUUUGCUAACCUUAUAAUACAUAAUAAUAAUGAGAAAUCUUAUAAUGCGCUAAUCUCCACGCAACAAAGCAUGCUCGAAGCGCUAACACCCUGAUUAUUAUUACCCCGGAUAAACCAAGCUGCCUGUUAGGCGCUAGAAGGUUAUAGUCACAUGACUUUAUCCAACCGGUACCCAUGUUCAAGUUUUGAGAAUCAGAAAUACACUAAAAGAUGAAGCAAUACAUCAUUGUACAUAAUUCAUAGAACCUAUUUGGAUCAUCACGUCAUGCAUUUCACUUGAUGUCAUGUAGUGUUACGCAUAGGUUUUGGUUGGAAUCUUGUAGAUAUCUUUGACUUCCACAGUAUUCUUCUAUCAGGUGUGUUUUGAGAGGUUUUUUAAAUUGUUUCAUUGAUUAUGCCAUGAAAUCUUACUGUUGAAUUUGUAAUUGUUGUUGAUAAUAUUUGUUUGUUAUAUCUCAACCUGUCAUGAUAUUCCGGGACAAUUACUUAAAUCGGCAUAAAACCAUACUCACUCACUCAAAACAUCAGUACCAGUAUUCUACCCCCAGGAAAUUAGUUAAGGUUAUAGAAGAGAAAAUUACUUAUUGCCCAGCAAUAUAAAAAGAAAAAAAAUUAUUUGAAUAUACUGUUUUUGAUUGAAGUGGGGUUUUUUAACAAGGAAUUGAAGAAAACCAUCUGGUUUAAAUAAGAAAAUGAAAUAAGUUACAAAUUUGUUUUAUGUAUAUUAUUAUGUAAAAUUGUCAAUAUAAUUGGCCUCUUAUAGCAUAUGAUGUUUUAAAAACAAAUAUAUGCUAUAAUUUGUGUUUUUGUGGAGGUGUGCUGCAUAUAUCUGAUCUUGAUUUUUGUAUAAUUUUUAAAUGUAGUUAAUAUUACAAAUGUUUUCCAUCAUUGUAUGUAUAUUUGACUGAGCAUCACCUCAAAUUCAGUGCUUGUUGAGUUUUUGCUGUCAUAUCAAGAUGUCUAUCAAACUACAGGACACUUUCUAAGGGUUCUACCAUUUGAUUUUUAGAAAACAGCAGGCAAAGGUUUUGUAAUUAAAACAUCAAACAAUAGAUUUUGUGAUUAAAACACUGAACAAUGUAUUUUGGGGGUGUGGGUAUUUUCGUGUCCAAAACUUAUUUUUUAUAAAUACCUCCCGUCCUUGGUCAGUAUGAAUCCAAUAUCAAAUGGUCAGUCCCAGAUUAAAAGGAAAAAAAUCAUCACCUGGAUUGAAAAAUAUUGAAUGUUUGUACAGUCAUUCCAUGUUUUUGACAUUGCUGUAUCACUUCAUUUUGAUAGCUGACUUUUAGAGUAUGUAAUAAUUUGCUGAUUCCACCAAGUACAUUAUUUAAAUUAUUUUGUACACAUAUCAAAUAUGAAUUUUGACAAUUAAAGGCUUUGGCCAAAGGAAAGUGA